Molecule: messenger RNA, 684 nt
Organism: Cladophialophora immunda
Lineage: Eukaryota; Fungi; Ascomycota; Eurotiomycetes; Chaetothyriales; Herpotrichiellaceae
Exons: 2
Coding region: 1-684 (227 amino acids)
Source: RefSeq, a predicted model, not a curated record
AUGGCGACAGGGCACAAUCGCCCGAUCUCGAACGCUCUUAUGCAAGAUUCCCAUCAGCUCGAGACUUCAUAUCGCUCGUGGCAAGCUCGUCGUCCGCAGUUGUUUCGUCCAUCUGACAGGACUUCACCAAUGGCUUUGAAUUCGAAAGUGUGCAUUUUCGUCAUCGCGGAGGGCCAGGAGCAUCCCGUCAAGCUGUGUCAUGCGCUUCACGAUAGCACAUUGUCGAAGAGCAUCAUUUCAAAGAGCAAGGCGGUUGCCACCCGCGGUACCAUUCGCCCGAAUGCACCGACCACCUUGACCGAUCAUACUGGAACGAGUCAUAUCUCCACUUCUAACAUUUCUUUGCGAUGGUACUACGAUGAUGGCACGCAGACCUUCCCUGAGACAUUCUACAUUGUGGAUCAAAUUCCGGCCACUGAAACGGACAGCAAUCGAGGAGAAGUCAGAGACCACCACUGGGACGCGAUCCUCCGCAGUACCGUCGAACCCCCAUCCACUGCCCUUAGCCCUCAGGUCAACCCGAUAUGCGCUGCGCCACCCGGGGUCGAUCCCCGGCGGGAGCGCGAGAGAAAAGAGCGGGCGGAGACGAACCAGCAGAAAUUUGAGAGGGAGAAGGAAUUGCAGGCCAAGAGGAUUCGAGACGCUUUUGCACUGAAGCAGGCUGGCUCAGGAAAGCGAGGAUGA